GGGCUCCGCUUCCGUCGGCGCAGCAGCCGGGAGUCCGCAGUUGGGCGGCAGGCGAUGGAGCUGGUGGCGCCCUCCCAGCUUUGGUUGUGGCUGCUGUUGCUACUCCUGCCCCCGGUGCCGGGCCGCGAGAAGGAGUCAGAUUCAAAAUGGAAAGUAUUUAUUGACCAAAUUAACAGGGCUUUGGAGAAUUACGAACCAUGUUCAAGUUCAGACUGCAGCUGUUACCACGGGUGGAUUCUUUACUAGCUGAGCCACAAGGGAAGCCCUACUCUUAUGUCAUAGAAGAGGAUCUAACUCCUUUCCGAGGAGGUAUCUCCAGGAAGAUGAUGGCAGAGGUAGUCAGACGGAAGCUAGGGACCCACUAUCAGAUCAUUAAGAACAGAUUAUACCGAGAAAGUGACUGCAUGUUCCCCUCAAGGUGUAGUGGUGUUGAACACUUUAUUUUGGAAGUUAUUGGGCGCCUCCCUGACAUGGAGAUGGUGAUCAAUGUGCGAGAUUAUCCUCAGGUUCCUAAAUGGAUGGAGCCUGCCAUUCCAAUCUUCUCCUUCAGUAAGACAUCAGAGUACCAUGAUAUCAUGUAUCCUGCUUGGACAUUUUGGGAAGGAGGACCUGCUGUUUGGCCAAUAUAUCCUACGGGUCUUGGACGGUGGGACCUCUUCAGGGAAGAUCUGGUAAGGUCAGCCGCACAGUGGCCAUGGAAAAAGAAAAAUUCCACAGCAUAUUUCCGAGGAUCAAGGACAAGUCCAGAACGAGAUCCUCUCAUUCUUCUAUCUCGGAAAAACCCAAAACUUGUUGAUGCAGAGUACACCAAAAACCAGGCCUGGAAAUCUAUGAAAGAUACCUUGGGAAAGCCAGCUGCUAAGGAUGUCCAUCUUGUGGAUCACUGCAAAUACAAGUAUUUGUUUAAUUUUCGGGGUGUCGCUGCAAGUUUCCGGUUCAAACACCUCUUUCUGUGUGGUUCACUUGUUUUCCAUGUUGGUGAUGAGUGGCUGGAAUUCUUCUACCCACAGUUGAAGCCAUGGGUUCACUACGUCCCAGUAAAAACAGACCUCUCCAACGUCCAGGAGUUGUUGCAGUUUGUAAAAGCAAAUGAUGAUGUAGCUCAAGAAAUUGCUGAAAGGGGAAGCCAGUUUAUUCUGAACCACUUGAAGAUGGAUGACAUCACCUGUUACUGGGAGAACCUGUUGACCGAAUACUCUAAAUUUCUGUCCUAUAACGUAACAAGAAGGAAAGGCUACAAUCAGAUUGUUCCCAACCUUUUGAAAACUGAACUCUAGUAGUCAUGAUCAGGCCAUAGUCCUCUCUAUGGCAUCAGACCUCAGAUAUCCUAUGGUGAGAAGCUUGCUGUGAAUGUGACACCUAUACCUUGGAUACUGUUACCAAGUCAGAUAUCUGGUUUUCCUUAUCAUGCUGUACCAGGAGCAACUUUGGAGAAAGAUCCAAAUUGUGUGGAAUACAAUUAGGAAGUCGCUCAACAUCUUUACUAAAGAAGGACCAGAAAUCGUGAGAUGUGAGUUUUGAACCUGAUUCUGCCUUUCAUCUUCUUAGGACCAAUCACAGCUUGUGCCUCAGAUCAUCCAUAUGUGUAUGUCCACACUGUGAAACUGACUGUGCCCAUGGGGUGAUGCCCUUUGUCUCAUUCUUUUGAGUAGAAAGUCACUCAUAUGAAACUAGUACAACUCAUCACCACAGUUCUGCACUUAUUCUACACUUAAUCUCUGUCGCUGUAUUUUAACAUAGAAAGCCCUUUAGGGUUUGUAAAGAAUACUUGGGGAUUAUUUUCUGAAAGGUCUAAGGAAGCAGCAGUGUGCCAUGAAACAAUGUAGGAGCUUUCUUUUGUAAACACGUACAAAAACUCUUUGGUACUCAGGAGGUUUCUAUAAAGCCAUGUAGAAAGGGGCCAAUUGCAUGAGUAGUCAUUGCAAUUGGAUUUCAGCUUCCCUUUUUGUGCCUUCACAUCCUUUAUGUUCUCUUUCAAAAAAGAAUGAUUAAAAACCUCCUGAUAAAUUUAGGAAAUAGUCCUUACUCUUUAAAGGAAUUGUGCAUAAAACAGCAACUCUUCCUCAUUCUUCACACACCCUUAAUAUUUUUCCUGCUUGAGUUGGCAGCAGUCCACACCUGCCGGGAUCUCAAGGAGUCUUCAUGUGUGAAAUGGUGUCAAGUUGGGAGUUUAGAGCAGUCAACUUUAGCACUUACUUAUACAGGAGAUUCCUGUUUUAGUGCACAUCCUGUUGGAGUGCUUCCUUUUUCCUUUUUGAAAAAGACAUUUGGAUAGUAGUUUAAUCUCAGGAUAUUCUCCCUAACAUAGUCAAAAAUGAGGAGAAACUUUUAGUUUAAAACCCAUGUAGUCCAAUGACUCAGAACUGUCCUUGUUCUUUAGGCCCAAAAUUUCCACUGAGAAAUCAACUCUUUUCCUUUGCCUCUUAAGAACUGUUUGGUAUCAAGUGGUUCCAAAAUUAGUAAAUGUGAGAUUCAGUUAUAUAAAAUCAGGGACUAUAUUUCCAUUUGUGAAACAUGCAUUUGGCCAUUUAAACUCCCUUUCACGAAACUAUAAGUCUAUGGACCUUCUUAGAGGACUUUCUGAUAAGAUCAUUGCAUAGAACAGGGCAAAUGUUUAAAAUUGAAUUUUGUCUUUGAGUAUUAAAAACUCAUGGGGACUGUGUCCUUAGGUGCUAUAAAUCUGGCAAUAAGACAUCCAGAUUUCUGAGUUGUACUGUGGUUUUGCCUUAUCAAUAGGAGGCCCUGGUAAAUAUUAUCAUUCUAUUUUAAUUUUCUUCUGACUAAACCAAAAGCUCAAAGAGAUGGGACUACCAGACCACCUUACCUGUCUCCUGAGAAACCUAAAUGCAGGUCAAGAAGCAAAAGAACCAGAAAUGGAGUAACAGACUGGUUCCAAAUUGGGAAAGGAGUACGUCAAGUCUGUAUAUUGUCAACCUGCUUAUUAUUAAUAACUUCUAUGCAGAGUACAUCAUGCGAAAUGCCAGGCUGGAUGAGUUCCAAGUUGGAAUCAAGAUUGCCAGGAGAAAUAUCAGCAACCUCAGAUAUGCAGAUGAUACCAUGGCAGAAAAUGAAGAGGAACUAAAGAGCCUAUUGACAAGGGUGAAAGUGGAGUGGAAGUUGCUCAGUCGUGUCCGACUCUUUGCGACGCCAUAGACUAUACAGUCCAUGGAAUUCUCUAGGCCGGAAUACUGGAGUGGGUAGUCUUUCCCUUCUCCAGGGGAUCUUCCCAACCCAGGGACUGAACCUGGUUCUCCCGCAUUGCAGGUGAAUUCUUUUAACAGCUGAGCCACACGGGUAAAAGAGGACAGUGAAAAAGUUGACUUAAAACUCAACAUUCAGAAAACUAAGAUGGCAUCUGGCCCCAUCACUUCAUGGCAAAUAGAUGGGGGGGGUGGAAUGGAAACAGUGACAGACUUCAUUUUCUUGGGCUCCAAAAUCACUGCAGAUAUUGACUGCAACCAUGAAAUUAAAAGACACUUACUUCUUGGAAGAAAAGCUAUGACAAACCUAGACAGUGUGUUUUAAAAAGCAGAGACAUCACUUUGCCAACAAAAGUUCAUAUAGUCAAAGCUAUGGUUUUUCCAGUAAUCAUGUAUAGAUGUGAGAGUUGGAACAUAAAAAAGGCUGAUUGCCGAAGAAUUGAUGCUUUUGAAUUGUGUUGCUGGAGAAGACUUUUUGAGAGUCCUUUGGACAGCAUGAAGAUCACACAAAUCAAUCCUAAAGGAAAUCAACUCUGAAUAUUCAUUGGAAGGACUUAUGCUGAAGCUCCAAUACUUUGGCCACCUGAUGCGAAGAGCCAGCUCAUUGGAAAAGACCCUGAUGCUGGGGAAGAUUGCAGGCAGGAGGAGAAGGGGGCAACAGAGGAUGAGAUGGUUGGAUGGCACCACCAACUCAAUGGACAUUAGUUUGAGCAAACUCCAGGAAGUGGUGAAGGACAGGGAAGCCUGGCAUGCUGUAGUCUAUGGGGUCACAAAGAGUCAGACACAGCGACUGAACAACAAAACUAAGAGCAAAAUUUUCUGUCCUUUGGAUUAGCAGCUGAAGGUGCAUUUCCCCUGAAGUCUUUCCAACUCAAGCAUUAUCUCUCAGACUCCUUAUUUUCAUUACUCUAGUAGUUAGAGGCUAUCAUAAUAUUUUUCUCAAGCCUGUAUUAUAUGACAUCACACUGUACUGUAGUUAUUUGACUGUUUCUCCUGCGAGCUUUUUUUUUUUUCCCCUAUGAGCUUCUUGAUGGGUAGGAAUCAUGUUUUACUUACCCCAGUUUCUCCAUUAUCCAGCACAGUGCCUCACACAGAAGAAUGCACAGAAUAAUGUUGGAAGGAUGGAUGGAUGGAUGGGGACAGUAUGCUUAACUAAAUCCUGUUUACAGACUGCCCAGCCAUUGGCUUCAAGAGGGAUUGGACAAGACUGUAAGAAUUGGAUCAAUGCAACGUCUCAUCUGUCCUUUGAAGAGUUAAUAAGACCAUUUGCAUUUAAGUACAGCAGAUGUUAUUCAGAUUUUACAUGUAUUUGUUUACCUCAGUGUAGAUGAUAAUGAAGAUUGGUAUAAUGACAUAUAAAAUGUAUGGUUUUGAAAGUAAUUUUAUCUCCAUAACUUUUGAAAGUUGUUUUCUGUUAAUACUAGCUGAAUUCCAAACUUACCCUUUCCUUCUCAGAGAUAAAAGCCACACUUUUCUUCAAGAAAAGGGAAUAACUGAGUUUAUUUGAGUAAAGUGAGAUACUUGGAUAACACAA
Molecule: messenger RNA, 4734 nt
Organism: Dama dama (fallow deer)
Lineage: Eukaryota; Metazoa; Chordata; Mammalia; Artiodactyla; Cervidae
Gene: POGLUT1
Product: protein O-glucosyltransferase 1
Exons: 12
Coding region: 198-1277 (359 amino acids)
Biological process (GO): positive regulation of Notch signaling pathway; protein O-linked glycosylation
Cellular component (GO): endomembrane system
Molecular function (GO): UDP-xylosyltransferase activity; UDP-glucosyltransferase activity
Source: RefSeq, a predicted model, not a curated record